Molecule: messenger RNA, 5145 nt
Organism: Esox lucius (northern pike)
Lineage: Eukaryota; Metazoa; Chordata; Actinopteri; Esociformes; Esocidae
Exons: 12
Coding region: 307-1659 (450 amino acids)
Source: RefSeq, a predicted model, not a curated record
UGAAGGAAAGUGUCAGAGAUAGCAUUCAGGUUGCUUUCCACACUGUUGCGGCCGCCGCACUUCAGGCCGAAAGGGAGAGAAUGCAUCUUUAAUAAAGAUACUGUCAAGGGUGAAGACGCAUAUUCUUGGAAACAAGUACAAAAACUGUAUUAGAGUUGUAAUAUUAGAACAUUAUGUAAAUGUUAAUAUCAUUUGUGUAAUUGCGGUUGAAAUUAUACCCUUCCGGAGAAGAAUAUUAAAUGAUCUACGCUAUUUUGGAGAAUAAGGGAAGAAGUUGGUUGUUAUUAUAAAAAUUACUCGCAGAUUAUGUGGAGAACGUGGAUACUGCUGGGCACUGCUCUCAGCGUUGAGAGCUACUUGGUGCACGAUGUACAUGAGCGUCUGUCACAUGGGCGGCAGCUGAAGAUCUACCUCCCAAAGAGCUCUUGGAAGCUGGAGUUCAAGCCUGCUGAAGAGCCCACAAAGACCUUCCUGUACUGGAACCAAGGUGCCCUGACAACAAGAGGACGGGUUUCUGGGACAGGAACUGACAGGCGCUGGUAUCUGGACAAGGUUACAUAUGAAGACCAGGGGACUUACGUCCAGAGAGACCACUGGAACAAGGAGCUCUCCUCUCUCAAGGUGGCCGUGACCACCAGGCAUGACUACUUGAAGUGCAUAGCAGGCGAGGACCUCUAUAUCUCAUUGGAAGGCAUCGACCUAGCCGACGCCCAGCUUUACUUCUCAGGCGCUGACGCCAACAUCACUCUUGUGCGUGAUGGAGCAGUGGUCACCCAGAAUCACCCAGAAUACUGGGACCGGGUCAAGACCUACUCCACUAAAAUCACCAUUGAAAACGUCAACACGACAGACGUGGGCUACUAUACACUGAGGGACAGGAGAGACCGGAUGGUCUCUAUCAUUAGGAUGGAACUCACAGACCGCCAUGAGGAUGAACACGCCAAUCACUCCUAUAUCACGUACCUGACCCUCAUCCUCGUGGGGAUCCCCACCGCUAUCUGCUGCUGUUGCCGGGAGAAGAUCUUCAAGAAGAAAGCCCCCCACACCGCUGCCAUCCUCCAGGGGACCCCAGAGAUGCAGCAUCCUCCUCCCGACUACAACGUGCCUGGAGGAGGCGUGUCCCCUGGACCUGGUGGUCCGGUGUUUUAUCAUGGCCCAGGUCCAGACCAUAACAUGGGAGGUUACCCCCAGGUCCACCCGUAUCCCGAUCCAGGGAUGGCUGGCCAGCCUCAGUGGACCGGACCACAUUUUCAACCAGGUUUCAACCAAGGCUAUCCUCCACAGGACCCCAUGUUCCCCCAAGCCCAACCCCCUCAGUGGAAUGGUCCACCACCCACCCAGCCUCAGUACAACCCUGGUGUUCCUCCCAUGUGGAGCGGGCCACCCAACCAGUGUCAGUAUCCGGUGGCUCCAAUGGGGUAUGCUCCGGUGAUGUACAGUGCCCCCCCUCCCAGUGAGCCGGUAAAGGAGGAGAUAAAGAUGGACAAAAUGUCUCCUGCUGAUCCUCUCCUGGCCCACUCACUACAGCCCCCCCAGGCAUCAUCACCCUCUGUUCCCAUGCCCACCUCUGACAUUCUGCACUCCUCGGAUACAGCCUACCAGUUCAACAUUGACACAGGAAAGAACGCAACCACCACUAACACCGCCAACUUCCUGUAGAACACCACCCAAUCAGGAGCGACCUUAUCAAAGUUAUGAAAGCUUGGUCCCGAUACAGUUUGUUGGCAUCUCCAUUCCUCGUCUCCUGAUAUUAAUUUGAGGUACACUGGGGCUGUUUGCCGUUCUAAUUAGAAAAGAGUCAGCCAAUGGUGGUUAAGGCAUUUACCAGCAAAAAUAAUAUUAUUCUCAGAUGCCAUAAAUUUAUUUUAAUGUUUAAUGACUAUGUCACAAGCUGUGUUUUUAAUUAACACCUACCCCUUAAAUAUACUAACAAUUAAAGUACAAACCAUACAUUCUUUUAAAUAGUGAAUGAAUGCAGAAAACGAGAGUAGGCACAUUUCUUGUGUUGGGCUAGCGUUGAAAAUGGGUUGUUUUAAAUGUGUCUUCCAAUGUGACUUCUUUAUUUUUUACAGUAAAUAUCUAUGAAAAACUCCAAACAUCCAACCAUCAUCCAAAUAAAACAAUAGUUAUCCAGCCAGGUCAUCUAAACUUAUGUAUCUAACUGCUGUUUACUGAAAGGAAAUGAGUUACAUCACACUAUGGGUUUGUCCUCAAACCAAAUCUAUCCACCAAUACAGUCAUGCUUUGAACAAGCCCAAUAGAAAACCUGCCACAGUCCACCCUUUGAACAAUGUCCAAUACAUUGCCACCCCUCAAAUAGAUUGGGUGCAUACCUUGCUAAGUAGCACUCGCUCUUUGCUGUUAUAUGCCAUGGAGAAUCCAGUGCAGGGGGUACUGCAUAGAAUGGAACCAGAUUUGCAACGCCCACACGUUGAAGUGAAUUUAGAGCCUUAAGCCACAACGGUCAACGAUAGGUCCGCAGUGCAUAGGUUCCGGUUCAGUUCAGACGACAAUGUACAUUUUCCAGCGGUGCCUAAAGAGCUACGUCGGCCCUGCCAACCAUCUUCCAUAUCUGGGAGAAUACUCAACUUCCACGACAGAGGCACGCACUGAGUAUUAUAGAUCAGCAUCCAGCCUGAGACAGCCUGAGAUGUGUCGACUUUGGCAACUGCGGAACCACGCUUAACCAUGUGGAGCAGGCCGAGAUGCAUCUGUCGUGGUCACUUUGACAUGGUUCUGCCGAUGGGAGGUGCCUGCGGUAAUGCUCCCGAUUAUUGUGAAGAACCCCAGGUCAUCUUCCAAACACAGACCCUGCCUGCUCAGAGCAAUGAAGAGCAAAGGAUACAAGGAAGUAAUAUUUUCAGUAAAAAAUAUGCAGUUUAAGCCCAAACCCAUAGUGUGUCAUUAGGAAAUCACAUCAUAACCAGUCAUCAUUCAAUCAGCUGUUGCUAGGAAAUCAUCCUUUCAGGAUAGCUAAAAAAAAGCUUUCUGCCUGUCCAAUGGUUUCGUCCAGUUGUAAACAUGAACAUUACAAAUUAAUUUAUGUUUAGACGUGUAGUUGUUUGCAUGGUGGUCCUUUUUAGUACUAUAUAUGUACGUUCUCUCAUUUCAACAGGGUAAGCAGAGUAAAAGAACUGUUUGGUAGCAAUAAGAAAUAUUUGUGAAAUGGGUACUGUUUUAUCAGGAUGGUACAUAUCAGAAACCUCCCAAACACGGGGCAGGAGAGGAGAGGACAGCUCAUGAUAAUGGCCGGAAUAGAGUGAAUGGAAGGCUAUCAAACAGAAGGAAAUUGUGUUUGAUCCUGCUCCAUUUAGUUACUCACUGUUAUUUUUUAGAGAUUGUUGUCCAAAAUAAAAGUCCCGGCCUGUGUGGAGCCCCAUGGGGACCCUAUUCCCUACAUCACUCAGCUCCGGACCUGGAGGGCCAAAACUCCUGUUGUUAUUUGUGCAUGGUCCAGAUCCCUGGGUAAGUGGAGAUUUCACACAAGGAGCAAUGGAAAAGUAUAUAACUGAUAAGGAGCACCCACAAAAAACGGUAGUGUUUGGGCCCUCCAGGACCAAUGGUGAAUAGCCCUGCCCUGCACACUGAUGCCCUUCUGACGAGACUAGCUCACAGUGUGUGGAACAUGGCUGCCAGCUGGGACUCAGUCUUUAUCUGGGUUGAAUUUAAGGUUCAUUUGGCUAAUUUGAUAUCAUGUAAUUUAUUAUAUUUAUUUUGUCAUUUAAAAAUGAAGGACUCCUUGAUGUUGAACAGACAGUGCCUUCAUCAUCUUUAAAGUUCCCCCUAGGUGCUGAACGUGGGUCAGUAUAGCAUUUUCCCCACUAAAGGUUAGUAUUAGGAAAGGGAGAAGUGAGUCCUGGGUCUGUUUCUUAGCGGACACCUCACUCAGGAGCCUCUAGUAAGGAGGUGGGGAAGUGGGGGGGGGGUCAUUUUCCAGUCCAGUCACCUGACAAGGAAAAACUAAUCUUCCCAAUGAAUUAUACAUUAUAUUCAGGGUCAGGAGCAUCUCCUGGACCAGGAAAAUCUCCUGGUCCUAGUUUAUCGAUUUAUUGAGGUUACCGUUCUUACGUUACAGAAUAUCUAAUUAUAUUUCAACUGUUAAAAUGUGACACGUCCAAGGAACCAAAGUUGGCAUUCUACCUCUCAUUCCUUCAUCAACACAUACUGUACAGGCUCUGUUCCAGUACUCGCCCUGGCAUACCAUCUAGAAUUAAGCGUGGGCUGUCUGUGAAGAAGCACUACUGCAGUUGACCAGGCCCCAUAACACACUAUAGAGAGUAGGGGCAACGCUUUAUUAUGCUGGUGUGGAUGAUGAAACAGAGCACGUAUAUGUGUAGAGGAAUUAUAUGUGUGUAUUGGGCAUUCAUUCAUUGCUGCGUCAUGGCUAUUGAUACUACUACUUGUUGUUGUUACUACUUGUUACUACUACCCAGGUUUACUAAGGUUAGUCAACAACCACUGUAACUGUUUUGUCUGUUACCGAUACCCCUAUGAACUGUAACCCAACCUGCUACUCCUUGGACGUAUUCAUUAGUGGAGAUCAUAGCAGAACAUUUGGCUACAGAAACUGUUGAAAAACAGUAGAAUUGUUUGUUGAAACAAUUUGCUAUGGUGUGUAGUAAUGAAUACAACUGAAGCUAUGAUACCUUUUUUUUUAAUUACCUAAUACUUUAUUAAUACUGUGUGAGCUUUUUCGGCAACUGAUUUUCUCAUUUUGAAAUAGACUCAUGAGAAUUGAUUGCUGUAGGCAGUAUGACAGAUGAAAUUAGAUUUUCCAUGAAAUACUAGGUUCCACUUUCUUUUGAGAGUCCCAUUUUCCAUCUGUAGAUGUUCAAUUGAUAAUAAUAAUACUAUCAACAAACUCUGUUGAUAAGCAAGUGCUCACUAGGCUUAGGUUUAGGGUAAGAUUUGGGUAAGGGUUAAGAUAAGGUUAGUCUUUGUAGAUGAUUAGUUAAAAUCUUACUGGGAGUCAGUAGAAAAUCUGCAGUCCCUCUACAGAAAGUCUUGAAACUCUCCAAAUAAAGUGUUACCCCAUAUUAUUAUAGAGUGCCAUGUCCCUUUUCUGAUUUUGUCUAUUUUUGCAUAUUUUUGUCACUUGUUUUCUUUAACAAAAAAAUCCAAUAAAGGAAACCUGAAUGAACACAA